AUGCCGGUGCGAACCUCGGCGCCGUCCAGAUCAGUGGAUCUGAAUCACGUCAUCAGGCUACUGGAAGAUUCAGACUCAAAAGAUUUGGAAAAAGAGCAGCUGAAAACUCUCAAGAAGGUAGUCAAGCGUUUUGAAAAUGGGGUUCCCCUUAAGGAUUUAGCACAAAUAAUUGAAGUUCUUAACCUGUGUGCAGAAAAAAUGAAUAAACAAGAAGCUUUCACUGAGCCUUUAUGUGAACUUAUUAAAUUAUGUGGAUUACCAUUUCUAAAAAAGAAAUCAUUUGAUGAAGUAAGCUAUUCCGUGGCAGUUUCAAAAUCCAUUGCACAACUGGGUUAUUUGAUGAGGGUGCCAAGCUCUCGAGUUAGAAUACAAAUCUGUAAGUGUGUUGUUAGCUUUUAUAAUAUGGAGCUACCGAGAAAACUACUUUCAGGUUACCAGCCAACAAGUGCAAACUAUAAAAAUCAGAUGGCUGAAUUAGGAGGACUGGCAGAAACUCUCGUAUUGUCACUAGCAUUAGUUGAAAAUCAACUUACUGAGAAGUUGUGGGUACUUAAAGCUCUCCAGCAUCUCUCCAGCUCCGGAGUAAAUUGCAGACUUAUGAUGAAGGCCCAAGCAGCCAGCAGACUCUGUUUGUAUCUAAAUGGAGUGGAUCCCUCAGGACAGCUGGUGCUCCGCUCCUCAGAAAUCCUAUGGAACCUGUUAGAAAAUACCUCAAAAGAAGAAGUUGUUAAUCAGCUCAGUAGCUUGGAAUGUGUACAUGCUUUGAAAGAAGUAUUUGUAGACCUUCUUAUCCAUGGUUUCCGGCAUUGUGAUCGUCAGCUACGGAAUGACAUCUUGAUGAUUGCCACAUUACUAGCUGAAAACCCUGCAGCACCUAUGAUUGAAAGUGGAUUUACAAAGCUGUUAAUAGUACUUGCGACAUUUACUGAAGUUAAAAUUCCCAAUCCCUUGAUGAAAGGUCUUAAACUUACCUACUCCUAUGAGGACUUCGAGCUGAAGAAGUUACUAUUUAAUGUAAUAGGAGUCUUAUCUAAAAACCCAUGUGCUGUACAGCUUCUCAGUGAAAAUGAUGUGAUGCCAGCUUUGCUUUAUUAUGUAAAACCAAAUCAAAAGCCUGGAUUUCGUGACUGGUCUGCUGCCCAAUAUGAAGAACUACAGCUUCAUGCAAUUGCUAUUUUAGCUUCAGUGGCUCCCGUAAUAUUAGAUAAAUAUUUGUCCUGCCAAGGAAAUACUCUACUCCUUGUGUUUCUAGAAUGGUGUCUAGGCCAAGAUCCUUUCUUUGGUCAGGGUAACAGUUUCCAUGGAACAGGUGGUCGUGGCAAGAAGCUUGCACAAAUGCGCUACAGCCUGAGAGUGCUGAGAUCUGUUGUGUCCCUUUAUGAUGAGACUGUGAACCUGAAUUUGUGCGACCAGGGAGCAAUUGGCCAGCUAUUGGAUAUCCUAAAGUAUGCAGCAAACAAAUCCAAAGAGAAAGAAGAUGCCAUUCUACUGGAAAUCCAAGCCGAUAUAUUAUUUAUUUUGUCUGCUCUCUGUGAAAAUGAUUUCCACAGAAAGGAACUCUUCAGCUGUGAAGGAGUGGAUAUACUUAUCCCAUUCAUUCAGAUGGAUCCAAAGAUGUUAUAUAGUGGAUUAGGCCACAAUCAUCUCCUCUUCAGUGCACUUGACUGCUUGUGGUCCUGUGUCAUUGGAUAUUACGUUGCAGAGGAUUAUUUUCUUGAAAAACAGGGCAUUUUUCUCCUUCUGGAUUUGCUGGCAUUAAAGCAAAAGAACCUGUGCAAUAUAAUUCUUGGAAUCUUGGUUGAAUUUUGUGACAACCCUAAAACCACUUCGCACAUCAGUACCUGGCGAGGGGAGAAAGAUCAAACAGCAGCUAAACUUCUAAUACAGUUGUGGAGACAGGAGGAGUUGGAGCUAGGAGUCAAACGUGAUCAGUAUGGAAGGAUUGUUGACAUGAAGAGACCAAUUGCUAGCAGCUUCCAGAAUCAGCAAGAGGUCAUCCCCAUGCCUGCCAACUGUCCCAGCUUUGCCAUCAUGGAAAUUUCAGAAAACAUACGGGCAAAAAUUUAUUCAUUGUUGUGCAAGCUUGGUUUUGAAAAUUUACCUGGCUUAUCUGCUAAUGAUAUUGUCACAGUGGCUAUCAUACGGCGUUAUAUUGAUUUUAAAAUUGGAGAAGUUUGGAGUGAACUGUGUGCAGAACUGAAAGAAGAAUUUGAGCCUGUUGAAUCAGAUAAGGAAGCCUUGAAAGUUAUUUCAGAAUUAUCAGAAGAGACUGGAAGAAUGGUUGCUGCUCUUCAGACUGAAGUGCUUAAAAGUCAGCAUGACCAAGAAAUCCAAGAGGAGGAAAAAACAUAUACAAAGAUCCAAACUAUCCAUAAGCAGAGAGAGAUGGUAAAUAAAUCUUGGAAAAAUUUCUUGACUCGGACAUCAAACUAUGAGGCAUUGAAGAAAGCAAAAAGGCUUCAAGAAAAAUCAGUAGAGGCUUCUAGAUCUAAAUUGAAGACUCAAAAUGGAGCAGUCCAUUCUACUGAUAUUAAAGGCCUUGGUACAACAAUUGGAUCUGGUCGCUUAGUAACUGUUGAAAGUACACCUCCUCAGUUAAUUGGAGGGCCACUGGCUGUUACAGACCUUGCUCCUAGAAAGCCCUCUGUUUCUGAAGAAGCCUUAAAAAAGAACAAAAGAGUUUAA
Molecule: messenger RNA, 2685 nt
Organism: Mesitornis unicolor (brown roatelo)
Lineage: Eukaryota; Metazoa; Chordata; Aves; Mesitornithiformes; Mesitornithidae
Gene: CFAP69
Product: cilia and flagella associated protein 69
Exons: 23
Coding region: 1-2685 (894 amino acids)
Biological process (GO): olfactory behavior; positive regulation of flagellated sperm motility; response to odorant
Cellular component (GO): non-motile cilium; sperm midpiece
Source: RefSeq, a predicted model, not a curated record